GGCGGCACCUAUGGAAGGCCGCUAAUCUGCCAGCAACCUAUGACAAAAUGGAAAACCCCCGCAGGAGUGUAAGGAGACCUCAAAGUGGCACAUGGCAGAGUGGAAGCAAUUGGGAGGCCGUACAGGACCCAGGUCACACUGUGGGACCAGCAGGCAAGCGUGACAGGAGGUACGGGGGCCCAUGGCCGAUAUGGGGCCUGGCUGGCACCAAUGGAAGGCCUGUAAUCUGCCAGCAACCUAUGACAAAAUGGAACAAACCGCAAGGAGUGUGAGGAGAUUUCAAAGUGGCACAUGGCAGAGUGGAAGCAAUGGAGAGGCCGUACAGGGGUACUCCAAGUCACACUGUGGGACCAGC
Molecule: messenger RNA, 355 nt
Organism: Staurois parvus
Lineage: Eukaryota; Metazoa; Chordata; Amphibia; Anura; Ranidae
Source: the annotation of a GenBank genome assembly